CCCCCCAGUGGGGCAAUGGAUCUUCUCUACCUCAGAUCUUCUGGAAAAGACCCUCACUAUUGAUUAACCCUGACAUUUCACAUUUGACAUUUACCACUGCAGACUUACUAUUAUUGUAAAAACUCUUUAUCAAUGCCUUAUUUAUAACUGCAUGCAGAUGACUUACAAACUGUUGCUACUGGCUUACUAGAGAGUGAGAAAUCCAUGACUCUUUGUAAUAACCUCAAUACCAUGUAUACCUGCAGAAAUUCUGGUUUAUUCGCCCUCUAUUAAUGAUUUAUUAUCAUCUCUAACUGCAGACUCGAAGGCUUAUUAGAAAGUAAGAAGAAAUUGAAUGUUAAGCAUUAAUAAAUAUUACUGACGAUUUAUAAACCCUUGGUAAAGGGUGACUUAUGUGAAAAUGUCACCAAUAUCAGUCAGGCUUAAAUGAGAUUGCACUGUCCCCGUUGUUCGACAAAUAAAGUUUUUUUCAAACCACGUGACCAAUUCUGUAAUGGCUGCGCCCGCGUGUCGUGCGUGGUUGUCAACAGUUGUAAUCAUAUUCUGAUAUUUCAAGAAAAAGCCAAGGAAAAUGAAGACAAAGAAGAUGAAACCGCACCACAGGCGUCUGUCCACUGGGCUGCAGAAACAAGCCAAACGGAGCAUCCACGUGAAAGGCAAAUGGAAAGCCAUAGAGCUUGAUCCCAGUCUCUUCUCCGAGGAGGGCUUGGAGGGUCUGGUGUGCUUUGAGGAGCUGACAAAUUACCGUCUGAUAGACUCUGAAAAGGCUGCGGCCAAAGCAGCAAAAGAACUAAAAAAGGAGAAGAAGAGGAAGGUAAAGAAAAGAAAAGCCAGCGAGGAAGAGGAAGGUGGAGGGGAUCCUGAUGUGGCGAGCAAAGUGGGGGAGGAAACGGCUGAACCGGCCAAGAAAAAAGCCAAAAGGAAGAAGAAGAAAAAACAGCCAGCCGAGGAAUCAGUGCAACAAGACAACGUUUCUACACAAGUGACAAAGAGGGAUUUAUCAGCUGCCAAUGAGGUGGGAGGAGAAGAUGAAACGGCAAAAGAAGACGCUUCAAAAGAUUCAGCUAUGGGCUCUGACCAUAAUGUCCAAUCAGAAAGUGCAAAGAAGAGCAACAAAAAGAAGAAAAAGAAACAGAAGCAGCAGAUAGAAAAGGAUACAGAGAAACAAUCGGGCGUGGAGCCUUCAUCAGAACUUCAGGCUCUUGAAAUAGAAAAACCCUCCCAAGACAAAGUGACAAAACCCCCUAAAAAGAAAGCAAAGAACUGGACAAAUGCAGCACUUUCUGGCUCUAAUGACAAAAAUACUGAUGUGGGUGCGUGGAAGGACCUGUUUGUUCCCUCUCCUGUGCUAGAGGCACUGAGCAGCCUUGGAUUUGGUUCACCCACACCGAUUCAAGCCCUGGCAUUACCUCCAGCUAUCAGGGAUCGUAUGGAUAUACUGGGGGCAGCUGAAACGGGAAGUGGUAAGACACUGGCUUUUGGCAUUCCCAUGAUCCAUACCAUCCUGGAGUGGAAAAAAGGCUCAGAUAAGCCUGAUGACAGCAGUGAACCUACCACAGAGGUGGAGAGUUUGUAUUUACCUACCGUAAAGUCAGAAAACGCAGCUGAAUCCGUAACAGAAGAGGACCAGGAGGAAAAUGUGGAGGCUGGAGAAGAAGAGGACCAAGGUGUUGAGGAUCAGGAGCAAGGUGACUCGGAUGAACAUGUCAGUGAGGAUGAUGAAGAUGAAAAGCUUGGAUGCGUUCGAGUACUCGAAAAUGCAGGGCUUGACUUUGACCCCAAUGCUGAAGCCGAGGAAAAACCUGCUGGUGGGCAGAGUCAGCCUCUGCUUGGACUGGUUCUCACUCCCACCAGGGAGCUGGCUGUUCAGGUGAAGCAUCACAUUGAUGCUGUCGCAAAAUUCACAGAUAUCAAAACAGCGAUAGUGGUAGGUGGAAUGGCACAACAGAAACAGAGGAGGAUGCUAAAGCGGAGGCCGGAGAUCAUUAUUGCUACUCCAGGACGUCUGUGGGACUUAAUCAAGGAGAGGCAUCCACAUCUGCUGAACCUCAGACAGCUCAGGUGCCUGGUCAUUGACGAAGCUGAUCGCAUGGUAGAAAGGGGCCACUUUGCAGAGCUGGAGAAUCUGCUGGAGAUGCUGAACACCGUGCACUUUAAUCCCAUGAGGCAAACCUUUGUGUUCUCUGCCACACUCACCAUGGCUCACAGCCUGCCCAACCGCCUCCUGCAGAAGAAGAAGAAGAAUUUGGACCAGAGGAACAAGCUGGAAAUUCUUAUGGAGAAAGUGGGGAUCAAGUCCAAACCCAAAAUCAUCGACCUCACCAGGAAGGAGGCAACAGUGGAGACGCUGACUGAGACACGGAUCCACUGUCAGAAAGAGGAGAAGGACUUCUACCUUUAUUACUUCUUGCUCCAGUACCCUGGCCGCACCAUGGUGUUUGCCAACAGCAUAGACUGUAUCAAGAGACUGAACUCCCUGCUGGUUAUCUUGGACUGCACUCCACUGCCUCUACAUGCCAACAUGCACCAGAAACAACGCCUCAAAAACCUGGAAAGAUUUGCUGAGAGGGAGAGUUGUGUUCUGCUGACUACUGAUGUAGCUGCAAGAGGACUGGAUAUCCCCGAUGUUCAACAUGUUAUUCACUACCAGGUUCCUAGGACAUCUGAGACUUACGUCCAUCGGAGUGGCAGAACCGCAAGAGCCACUAAAGAGGGUCUGAGUUUGCUGAUAAUAGGCCCAGACGACAUGAUGAACUUCAGAAAGAUUUACAAGACUCUUGGAAAGGAUGAGGAGCUUCCAAUGUUCCCCAUAGAGACCAAAUGCAUGGAAGCAAUUAAGGAGAGAGUAAACUUGGCCAGGAAGAUAGAAAAGAUUGAGUUCCACAACAGCAGGGAGAAGCAGCACAACUCCUGGUUCAGACAAGCAGCAGAGGCUCUUGAGGUGGACCUGGAUGAUGAUCUUUUGCUUGGCAGAGCAAGGGAUGAGGGGGCUGACAGAGAGCAGCAGAAGAUUGUAAAGGAGAUGAAAAAGCAUUUGAAGCGUUUGAUCUCCCAGCCCGUGUUCAAGAAUGUGAUAAAGACCAAGUACCCCACUCAAAUGGGAAAGCUCUCCCUGCCUCACAUGCCUCGCGCAGGGAUGGAAACUGCCCUAACCAGGGUUUCAAUACAGGAGAAGAAACAGAAGUUAAAGAAAAGUGUUCCACCACAGCGGAAGAAACAGAAGCAGAAGCAGAAGAAGGAAAAGCAGCAGCAGCAGUGACAAGUUAAUGGAAAUGUGUAUUUUAAA
Xiphias gladius (swordfish) is the source of this 3286-nucleotide messenger RNA. It is a transcript of the gene ddx24, whose product is annotated as DEAD (Asp-Glu-Ala-Asp) box helicase 24. Lineage: Eukaryota; Metazoa; Chordata; Actinopteri; Istiophoriformes; Xiphiidae. The transcript has 9 exons. The record is from RefSeq and is a predicted model, not a curated record. The coding region runs from base 572 to 3259 and encodes 895 amino acids. Gene Ontology annotation, cellular component: nucleolus. Gene Ontology annotation, molecular function: RNA helicase activity; nucleic acid binding; ATP binding.